Messenger RNA from Dichotomopilus funicola, 3027 nucleotides. RefSeq lists its product as uncharacterized. Gene Ontology annotation, cellular component: nucleus. Gene Ontology annotation, molecular function: dioxygenase activity. The coding region runs from base 1 to 3027 and encodes 1008 amino acids. The transcript is spliced from 2 exons. The record is from RefSeq and is a predicted model, not a curated record. Lineage: Eukaryota; Fungi; Ascomycota; Sordariomycetes; Sordariales; Chaetomiaceae. Gene Ontology annotation, biological process: DNA repair; DNA alkylation repair.
AUGUCGCUACCGUUUUCCAUCAACCCCUCGGCCAUCCCGAUGGUCAGGACCCGGAAGGCCCUUAUGAUUCUGGACCUUCAGAACGAUUUGGUGUCUCCCGAUGGCCUUCUUCAUGUGAAUGAACCUGAGGGCUAUGUCAACCGCAUCGCGGACUUGGCCAAGGCUUUUCGCGACUCAGGUGCUGGUGAUGUGAUUUGGGUGCGCAGCGAAUUCGAGCACCAUCGUCCCCUGACCGAAGACGGUGACCAGAUUAUCACCACAGAUACCGUCAUGAGAGAGAAGAAGAGCGGACCGUCACGGGGACGGCAACCCAGAUCCAGCGAGCACGACAGCGCGGUGAUGGAAAAUGACCCGGAAGCCUUCCUCAGCACUGGAACCGAUAAACAACCCACGUCGUGUUGUCAGAAGGGCACGCAAGGUGCCGACUUUGCCCCCGAGAUCAAGGCGGCCAUUGUGACGGGACGGGACAUGAUCGUCACCAAGACGCACUACAGUGCCUUUGCUGCGGGCCAACAGCAGCUGGUGCAGAUGCUACGGGGUCGAUUCGUGACCCAGAUUUAUGCCUGUGGAGCGCUCACCAACAUCAGCAUUUAUGCAACGGCGCUAGGCGCAGCACAACAUGGAUAUGACGUGACGCUCGUCGAAGACUGCUGCGGCUUCCGGAACACCAUGCGCCACCUGAACGCGGUGCGCCAGCUCGACAAAUUGACGGGCUGUGGGGUGAUCAGCUCGGAGAACUUGCUGGAGCAAUUGCAGCCGCCCCCGGCGCCGCAGUUAUCCACUGGUCUAUCGCCGGCCAUCUCCAAAAUCUCGCUCGACCGGGGCGCUAGCGGCAUUAGGGCCGGCCGCGGGGGUGGGUCCGGGCCCUCCGUCGGAGUCCCUGAGCUGGGAGCCCGGGCCCCUGAGGCCCCUAAACCCCAUCAACCUCCCCAAGUGCAAGAGUCACCGGCGCCAAGCCAACCCAAAGCUGGCUGUCAGAAUCCGUUCGAACCGAUCGGCCUGAUCGAGGCCGACUCUGACCCCUCGUCGUCGGAGCGUGAGUCAGGAAGCGCAUCGGGCAUCAAGCGGAGCGAAUGGGGGAGCUCAAAAGGUCCGGCCUCAUCCUCCAUCUCCUCACUCUCCCCUUCUUUGAACAUCGGAAUACCCAGCGCCCAAGCUGAACAUCCCAGCAACGUGAUACGGGUCCCAAAACGCGUUCAUCGUCGGCCAUCGGAUCGCAAGCGGCCUGUAUCACCGCCUAUAGACGUCUCAGCAGAAAAGCUCGACACAACGCCCGAGGUGGCAGACUCAGUUCCAAAGUUGACGGUCUCGAGCCCCGCGCCCCCUUUGGUACCAGAGAAGCCGGAUUCAGCGGACGGCAUGGCGAACCCAGAGUUAACCACCGCUGUGGGCGAGCGCUUGUGUGAGGGCGACACACACGUCAUUACAAAUGUCUUGCCCCCAUCCCUCGCCACCGAUGCCUUUGAGCGUUUGCUGGAGGAAGUCAGCUGGGCCAGUAUGUCCCACAUGGGAGGUGAGGUACCGCGCCGCAUCGCCGUGCAGGGCGAUGUUUCCGAUGACGGCAGCAUGCCCGUCUACCGCCAUCCCGCCGACGAGUCGCCUCCGCUGCUUCCUUUCUCACCCACCGUGUUGCAGAUCAAGACCGAGAUUGAGAAACACUUGGGACACUCCCUCAACCAUGUCUUGAUCCAGCACUACCGUACCGGGAACGAUUAUAUCAGCGAGCAUAGCGACAAGACGCUGGACAUCACCCCUGGAAGCUUCAUCGCCAACGUCAGUCUCGGCGCGGAGCGCACUAUGAUCCUGCGUACUAAGCGUCCGCCAAAGGAGAAGCAUGCGGGCGCCGACCAAGAAGAGCCCUCCACGGCAUCUACCACGGAACCAACAACGACAACAACAGCAGCGGCAGCAUCAAAAGAAUCUCCCACUGGUGCCGACACCUCUGCCAACACCGUCACCCGCCAGACUCACCGUGCGCCGCUCCCGCAUAACUCCCUGCUCCGCAUGGGCCUACGCACCAACACCCGCUGGCUGCACGCUAUCCGCCAAGACAAGCGCGCCGACCGCGACAGGACGGCUCCCGAACUAGCCUACGGCGCCGCCCGCAUCAGCCUGACCUUCCGACGCAUCGGCACCUUCAUUGACGCCUCACAAGCCCUAAUCUGGGGCCAAGGGGCGACUUCCAAAACCCGUGAUGGGGCAAAAGAGGUUCUGAACGGCCAGACCGAGGAGGCAGUGAGGCUGUUGAAGGCCUUUGGCGCGGAGAAUAACAAAAGUGAGUUUGACUGGGAUGAAUGGUACGGCGCUGGGUUUGAUGUGCUGCACAUGGGCACUCCGAAACGGUUCUUCCCCAGCAGCAGCACCACCCGAUCUGGCGCGGCCGUGGGGAACUUGCGCGUGGCGCUGGCGCUGGCCGAAUUGGGCGUGAGUUGUGCUAAGGGGAGUGUGGAAGGCGAAGUGCGUUGGGAGGAUAACGAUCCUGGACGGGGGGCGGUGGUGGAGGGGGACGGUACGGUGUUGCGGUAUCUAGAUGCUGCGUAUGGAGCGGGCAGGAGGUACGAUCAGAUGCUACCGGGAGAGGUGGCGAGGAGAUUUGGGCGACUGCAGAAGGGGCUAGAUUUGUUUGGGAAGUGGGAGGCUGCCGCAAAGGAUGCUGGGUUGGAUAUCAAAUCUGAGGGGGUAAAGGCUACGGAGGGCCAAGUCACGGACGUUGCAAAGGUGUUGAAAAGGGAGUUGGCGGAUUGGGAAAUAUGGGCGACUGAAGCGGCCUCUACUACCUCUACCUCGGCCACUUCCACCACUGUCCCUACCACCGCUGCCACCUCAGAAGCCUCAACACCCAGCACAUUCUACAUCGCGAGCACCAACCACCCUUCACCUGCCGACUUUGCCGUGUGGCCAGUGUUGGACGAGAUGGUGGGGGUAUGUGGUCAGGACUUGCUCGGUGAGAAUCUGAGGCGAUAUUAUAACGCCUUCAAGGGGAGGAGCUCGGUUUCGAAGGCGCUGGGGCAGCUUAAGAAGGAGUAG